Molecule: messenger RNA, 948 nt
Organism: Condylura cristata (star-nosed mole)
Lineage: Eukaryota; Metazoa; Chordata; Mammalia; Eulipotyphla; Talpidae
Product: olfactory receptor 8H1-like
Exons: 1
Coding region: 1-948 (315 amino acids)
Biological process (GO): sensory perception of smell; G protein-coupled receptor signaling pathway
Cellular component (GO): membrane
Molecular function (GO): olfactory receptor activity; odorant binding; G protein-coupled receptor activity
Source: RefSeq, a predicted model, not a curated record
AUGCAUAGAGGGAAUAACACAGACGUGGCUGACUUCAUCCUGGUGGGAUUUGCCGAUGCUGAGGACAUCCGGCUGGUGCUCUUUGUGCUGUUUCUGCUGAUCUACCUGGUCACCGUGCUGGGGAAUGCGGGCAUGAUACUGCUCAUCCGCCUGGAUGCCCAGCUGCACACACCCAUGUAUUUCUUCCUCAGUCACCUGUCUUUCAUUGAUCUCAGUUACUCAAAUGUCAUCACCCCUAAAACAAUAGGGAACUUACUGACCUCCAACAAGAAGAUUUCCUAUGUGAAUUGCUUCACCCAAAUGUACUUUUUUAUCUUGUUUGGUGCUGCAGAAUGUUUUCUCCUGUCCUCCAUGGCCUAUGACCGCUACGUAGCCAUCUGCAAUCCUCUCCACUACCCGGUCAUCAUGUCCACAAGACGCUGCUGCUCCCUUGUUUUCGGGUCCUAUGUUGUAGGGCUUAUAGAUUCUCUAGUCAAUGAGCUUUGCAUGAGGACAUUGCAUUUCUGCAACUCCAAUGUAAUCCAUCAUUUUUUCUGUGACUCAUCCCCAAUUUUAGCCCUCUCUUGCACUGAAACCCAGGACACUGAACUCAUGAUUUUCAUUUUUGCUGGCUCCACCCUUGUGGUCUCUCUUAUCACAAUAUCAGUUUCCUACAUUUCCAUUCUCUCUACUAUCCUGAAAAUUAAUUCUGCUUCGGGAAAGAGAAAAGCCUUUUCCACCUGUGGCUCCCAUCUCUUGGCCGUCACCAUCUUCUAUAGCACCAUGAUCUUCACUUAUUUAAGACCAAGUACAUCCUACUCUCUGGGAAAGGACCAGGUGGCUUCUGUGUUUUACACGAUCGUGACCCCUAUGCUGAACCCACUCAUUUACAGCCUCCGCAACAAAGAGGUGAAAAAUGCUGUCCUGAGAGUCCUGCAGAGGAGAGAGGACUCCAGGCACUGGAAAUAG